Molecule: messenger RNA, 3935 nt
Organism: Cydia strobilella
Lineage: Eukaryota; Metazoa; Arthropoda; Insecta; Lepidoptera; Tortricidae
Gene: mrj
Product: dnaJ homolog subfamily B member 6
Exons: 7
Coding region: 600-1469 (289 amino acids)
Molecular function (GO): Hsp70 protein binding
Source: RefSeq, a predicted model, not a curated record
CGCUCCGGUCGGGUCCCCCUUCCAGAAAGGCGGCUAGGCGGUAGGCGCAGACGAGACGAACCGCCACCGUCGUUGUUUGUGUCCCGUCAGUCGAAGUCAUUUGAGUGAAAGAUAACGCGCGUUUGGAUUGUGUUAUGUCUUUUAAACAUUAGCUAGGCGCGGCGCGGCUACAAAAACGACUUCAAUUACUAAUGCUUUGUCUUAUCGUUUGAUUACUUGUUCCGAAACACGUCUAUUUUGUAUCGAGUUUGUGAGCGAUCAAUUUCGUACCGUCGAUAUUGUAAUAGAUCCAAUGCAGCAAAGUUAUUGAAAUGUAGUGUUAUUGUUAUUUGAUCGAGCACAAGGUGUCAUUGGAAAUAAUCGGUCAUCCGUUUCAUUCUGUUGUGUGUAGGGCGCAACGAGAGUGUCAUCCCGUGUGCGUAGCUCCAAAGGACUGUUAACCUCUAUGUAACGUGUUAAGUGAUAAUAAGGGUGAAAAUUCUAGACCGUUCAGUGAGGUGGAAAACAUCGUGCAGUAUCCGUGGUUGGCACCCAUUUACUCACCGGAACAGCCAAUGUUAUUUUAAGGUGCUCCCGUGGCCCUUUAAGGGAAUCCAGCAAUGGUGGACUACUACAGGGUUUUGGGCGUUACUAAGGUUGCCACAGAGACUGAAAUUAAGAAAGCGUACAGGAAACUAGCCUUGAAAUGGCAUCCCGACAAAAACCCAGACAAUGCGGACGAGGCAAAUCGAAAAUUCAAAGAGAUUUCCGAAGCCUAUGAAGUUUUAUCAGAUGAAAACAAGCGGAAAUUGUAUGACGCCCGCGGAUCCAGUCACCACAGUCACAGAUAUACGAGCAAGAACGGAGUCAAUGGCCAUCGGCACUAUAGCUUCAAAGGGUUUUUCGGAGAUACGCCUUUUCAUCGAUUUUUUGAAAGGAAGAGGCGAGUGUAUGACCAGUACGGCAAAGAGGGUUUGAACAACUCCCGCGGGCGGCGCUCGGCUGCGGACGAUGACUACGACUUCGGCUAUUCGUCUUUCCCCUUCACAUUCCGAGACCCAGAGGAUGUCUUCAGAGAGUUCUUUGGUGGUUCACCGUUCGGCGACCUGUUUGCUGAAAUAAACGGGCACGGACACCGACACGGGCACGUGCGUCGCGGGCACGGGGUGCACGGGGGGCAGCACGCGAGCACGUCGCUGACGUCGUCGCUGUUCAGCCCGUUCGGGUUCGGCGUGGGGCUGGACGACCUGUUCGCGCGCGCCUCCAACGGCAACUCCUUUACCUCCUUCUCCACGUUCAACAGCUCGCUGGCGGGCCAGGGCGGCGGCAACAUGCGCAGCACCACCACCACCACGAGGGUCGUCAAUGGCAAGAAGAUUACUACUAAAAAGGUAACAGAGAACGGUCGGGAGACGGUGAUGUCCUACGAAAACGGGAUUUUGAAAUCAAAGACUGUCAAUGGUGUACCUCAAUCUCUAACCUACAGUUAAACGUUAAUUAUAGUUCAUUGUAACCAAACUUGAUCCAAAUGACAACUCUUUACUCAAGAUGAUAAGCUAAUGUUCCAUCUUAUAAUUCUGCUUUAAUUUUUUUGGUCAAAUUGUAAAUUUGCUGUGGUAAAACCUAAAAUUUACUUAUACUAGUUGUGAUAGUUAAUAUUUGGGCAUAAUGCAUAACAAAUUAUAAUUUACAGUACAAUUAAAGGACUCGCUUCAACUCCUUUUUCUAAAAAGAAACUUGUACUUGUAUGACAAGGUACAGGUAGGCGAAUAAUGAUAAUAUAUGACAAUCAUUACAUUAUGACUUUCAAUAAUUAUGUCAAACAAAGGGACCCCAUUUUUAUAGUAUUUCUUGAGGUUACUUUCAAUUAAUAAUUCAGGCAAAAGUAUCGUUAUUUAUGGAAUAGAGAGUCAAAUAUCAGAAUGGAAAUUGUAUAACAAAUCCAUUUAAACUCAAAUUUGAAUUGUUUAUCGUAAAAAAAUUAAAAAAAUCUUACUUCGAACGUAAAAUGCUCUAGUGCAGACACGUAUCAUUUUCUGCACACCUUUUAGAACAACAAUGACUCUCUUUCAGAGCAUGAGAAAUGAAAACUUUGUUAUGCAAUAGGACCCAAUAUAACAUUUAUGAAUAUUGGUUAUCAAUUAUUAUACUAUGUGAACUUCCUUAAUAUUCUUUCGCUCAGGCCUGCCUGACCUGCUAAAUACAUUUUUUAAAGGGGCGGUAUCAGUUAUGUUCACAAUUAAUUGAGUUUAAACUUAGCUUUUAAAUGUCACGAGUACUGAGGUAUCAUGUUCGCUCAUGUCACGUUUGUGUUCUGUGAAACGACGCACGCGCGCUUUUGCUGAUCUCGACGUGAUUUUUAAUCUAAAUGUACUGAUUAGGUGUCUCUGCUCUCGGGACACCAUAACUGCUGCCAAUUCUUUACUUAUUUUAAUAGUUAUGUAGUUAGUAUUUAAUCAUUUAUUUUUGCGACUUUAUAUCAUGAUGGUAAAGAAGCAUAAUUGUAACUACAUAUGUAACUUCUUUAAUGUUUUUAAAAUAAUCUAAAUGUACGCAAUCAUCUAGAAUGUGAGUCGCCUAUGACUGCCGUCGACCAUACUCGUAAACACUCGAAGCUUUAAGAGGACUGUCUCGGGUAUCAGGCCAGCGUCGAACGACGCACCCGACCGUACUAACUAUUAGGUAGCUAUAAUUCUUAGAAAAGUCCCGUAAUCGUAGUAAUACAAACGAACUAUUAAUCGAUAUCGACAUUUCUGCAUUUAACGGGCAAUCAUAAAAAGAUUGAAGGCACUUUACGAAAUUACCGAAACGCGGCCUCAUUUUGAAAUUAUCAUUCCUGGUGUUUCUUUAUUUCACUUGUUACUAUUAAUAUGUUGAAGCCAAAAAAAUCGCUUUUAAGUACGUAUUGUUAAAGUUUUAACGGCACCCUUAUGCCUCUCUGACCUAAAGGCUCCAGAAGGGCUUGUAAUUGUAUCACCCCUAUUUAAAAUCUUAACUAGUCAGACCAUUCAGAAAUUGCCUUAAUUAUUAGUUUUAUUUUAAUUAUUUUACCACACAAUUUUAAGAAUUAGGAUUUAACAUCAAAUGAGACGAUCAGCAAAAGCCCUUCGUAGUAUGUGAACCACAAUAAAUCAUAAAAUUUUAGAAUAGCUCUGUACUUAAAAUAACUGCUUUUAAUUUCUGGAUUAGAAAUAUUAGUCGAGUCCCCUGCAAGAUCGGUUCUCCAUACAAACGUACUUACGCUCUAAUUUGAAAACGACUAGCUAGAUUGCUCUGAAACUUUGUACUAACAAUAGGAUAAGGUAUAUCUAUAGGUCUGCAAUUAGUUCAUGUUAGAGAUGGUUCAUGUAGCUUCAGAUAUUAUAGUAAAAAAAAUACAGCGAAUUUAAGUUUUUCAUACUAGAGCACAAUAGUUAUUAAUAUUCAUGUUAACGGCUCUUACUUGGUCCAGCAAAUACCGCUGGCCGUGCAACGCGGCAAUGCCGCUAACAUUUUUGGCACGUUUGGACCAGGUGACAGUCGGAACGGGACAUAGGCCUUUUGUUUACCUACCUAUACAUUACUAGAGAUAUAUAAACUAAUUACAGGCCUAGAUAUACCUCAUGUCACUGUGUGCAAAGUUUCAUUACAAUCCAACACGUAGUUUUAAAAUGAGAACGAAACUCCGUUUGUAUGGGAAGGUUUUUCGGCCGAGCUUACCGGGGACUUGAAUACCUUACAAAGUCGUAAGGGUAGUCCGUAUAAAUAUAUCAGCGCUUUGCAUCGGAAGUCGGCCUUCUCUAGUAGUGCCAUUGUAAUCCUUUCCAAAUCGAGAUUCAACAACUAGGAUAAUGUAUAUAUGUUUAAAGUCUCACUAGUAUAACGAAGACUUUGAAAUGAUCUCGUUUUUCAUAAAUUUGUCAACAACUGUUUGAGCACUGCGAGGGAUAUGGAUAAAUAAAAAUACUUUAAUACUA